AACACGCUGCUCGGUUUCAUAAUACAGCGAGGGAACGCGGCAAAUACACUCUGGAAGAGAAAAAAAACACAACACCCGCUGAAUCCGGGUUUAUUUUUGCUUAUUUAUAAUCAUUCGCCUCGGUCGGCAGCCUCUUUUGUAGAAGCGAAGUAAACCGACAGCUGUGUCAGGGUACAAACGAGGUCGGCCAUAGCCGAAUUUCUUGCCCUCUAAAGCGGGGAAGAAACUGGAUGCAAAGACCUGGAGGUAAACGUGUUAAUGUCUUGAAUAAAACAAAAACUAGCGAUUAUGGCGAUAUUGUGUAGUCGAAACUCGGUCGUUCGUUCUGUAACGGGGUAGGCUACUCGUGUUGGGGUAUUAACGGUAGUUUCCGCGCCGAGACCUCCAUGCGGCUGUUGACGGAACAGCCAGCCGCCUCUCUCGGUUAGCCAUCAGGGAUCUCGGUUUAAUAUCUCACCGUGCAGAGACUCGCCCUCUCUCUCCCCCUCUUCUCUCUCUCACAAAACUAGCCCAGAACCACCGAGGACGGAGCCCGGUGAACCCGCCUUCUUGAUCUAGCUUAUGCGCUUUUGGGUCGAGGGAAGGGAGUCUGCAACGCCCUGGCUUUAGUUUUAAGCUCCGCUUUCUCUGUUUGCAGUGCGCCAUUGGACCUUGUCACGAUACAAGACACAAAUGAAUGGAGUAAUGGAUCCAUCCACCCAAGGCCAAGUGUGGGCUCAGGAUGACCUAUUAAAACUGCUGGAGGGCAUGAAAGUGGCCCUGCCCCAGAAAGACCUGAGUAAGUACAAAACAUCAGAGUCCCACCUUGACUGGCAGAAGGUGGCUUUCAACACUUACACAGCGGACAUGUGUAAGCAGAAGUGGCAGGAGGUCUCUAAAGAGAUUCGUAAAUUCCGAACUCUAACAGAGCUUAUAGUUGAUGCCCAAGACUACAUCAAAAACCCUUACAAGGGCAAGAAAAUAAAGAAACACCCAGAUUUCCCCAAGAAGCCCUUGACUCCAUACUUCCGCUUCUUCAUGGAAAAGAGAGCCAAGUAUGCAAAGUUGCACCCUGAGAUGAGCAACCUCGACCUAACUAAAAUCCUCUCAAAGAAGUACAGAGAGCUGCCCGACAAAAAGAAGAAAAAAUAUGUUGACGACUUCUUGAGAGACAAAGAAACAUUUGUGCAUAGCAUGGGGAAGUUCAGGGAAGAUCACCCAGACCUUGUGGAGAGCAUGGCCAAGAAAGGUUCAAAUGUUCCAGAGAAGCCCAAGACACCCCAACAGCUGUGGUAUACCCAUGAAAAGAAGGCCUUCCUCAAGACACACCCAGAUGCGACCACCAAAGACAUCAAGGACAGUCUUGGCAAACAGUGGACGCAGCUCUCUGACAAGAAAAGGCUCAAAUGGAUCUCAAAGUCUCUUGAGCAGAGGAAACUGUAUGAGGGGACGAUGCGGGAGUACAUCCAGCAGCACCCAGAGUUAAACAUGACCCAAAACGAUAUCGUAAAGUCCACCCUGACGAAGGCUGAGCGCCACCUGAAAGACAAAUCUGACGGCAGACCUGACAAACCGCCUCCAAAUGGUUAUUCAAUGUUCUGUGCCGAGCUGAUGUCGAACAUGAAGGAUGUACCCAGCACAGAGCGUAUGGUGAUGUGCAGCCAGCGGUGGAAGCUCCUGAAACAGGGUGAGAAGGACGCCUACCAGAAACGCUGUGAACAGAGGAAGAAGGAGUAUGAAAUUGAGAUGAACAGAUUCCUGAGCAGUUUGUCUGAGGAGGAGCAGCAGCGGGUCAUGUCCGAGGAUAAGACCGGUUUUAAAAGGGGCACUGCAGCCAACAGUCCCGCCAACAAGAAGAAGAACUCAAAAGCAAAGGCCAGUCCAGAGAAACCCAAAAGGCCAAUUUCAGCCAUGUUCAUCUUCUCUGAGGAAAAGCGUCCCAAACUGCAGCAGGAGCGGCCCGACCUUUCCGACAGCGAGCUCACAAGACUUCUGGCCCGCAUGUGGAAUGAGCUGCCCGAUAAGAAGAAGGAGAAGUACAAACGUCUAGAAACGGUCCUGAAGGCAGAGUCGGAGAAGAAGGAGAGGGAGGACCGUAGUCGUUUACCAGAUCCACCCAAGACUGCCCAGGACAUCUGGCAGCAGAGUGUCAUAGGGGACUACCUGGCCAGAUUUAAGAAUGACCGGCCAAAGGCACAGAAAGCGAUGGAAGGGACCUGGAGCACCAUGGAGAAAAAGGAGAAAAUAAUGUGGAUCAAAAAGGCAGCGGAGGACCAGAAAAGAUACGAGAGAGACCUGUGUGAGAUGCGCUCACCUGCUGCUACCAUCGCCUCAGGGAAGAAGAUGAAGUUUGAGGGUGAACCCAAGAAGCCUCCAUCAAACGGAUACCAGAAGUUCUCUCAGGAGAUGCUGUCCAACGGUGAGCUGAACCAUCUCCCCAUGAAGGAACGGAUGACUGAGAUCGGCAGCCGCUGGCAGAGUUUAUCUCUGAAGGACAAGGACCGCUACAAGAAGAUCGCUGAGGAGAAGCAGAGGCAGUACAAAGUCACACUGGAGCAGUGGCUCGCGAGCCUGUCUUCACAAGAAAGAAACACUUACGUAGAAUAUAAUUCACAAAAAAGGAGAGCUCCGGCAAAGCCAGGCGGCCCCAAGGCCAAAGCCAAGAAAUCUGAAACAGAGGAGGAGGAUGAUGAUGACGAUGAUGACGAGCCGGAGAAGGCUUCCUCUGAAGCGGACUCAUCCAGCGAGGACGACGAUGACGACGACGAUGAUAAGGAGGAGGACGACGACGAUGAUGAAGACGACGACGACGAUGACGACGAGGCGGAGGACAAGGAGAACAAGUCGGAGGACAGCAGCAGCGAGUCAAACUCACAGGGGUCGUCAGACUCUGAUUCAGACUGAUGCAGCGUCUCCGUGGAGAUGAACUGAGCAGCGCUGAGCUGAGCCAAGAGUCAAGGGAGCUCUGCCACUGUGCCAACCCUGCUCUCCUCCCACCACCAGAGGGAGCCCUGCAUUGCCUCAUCACCUUUCGCACUCAUCCACUCUUAAGUUGCUGCGUUGGGGAUCUCCUUCUGGAGAGGACCCCGCCCUAGAGUCCAAAAUCAGUUUCAUUCCCUCCUCCCCAAGCGUGAUUGUUGUCCGACAGCACAGGCCGCCGAUGUUAUGCCAAAUACAGCAUCCCACUGGUUUGGCGAUGUGAACUUUUCUGCCGCUGGUUUAACCCUGGACUCACAGGUUCAUUGGUUUAAAGGUUAGAGUUUUAAUGUCGAGGAUGAUAAAUGAUCCUUCAGUGUUUAUUUUAUUGUUCUGGUAUUCGUUGACAGGUAACAUGAGUGUGUAAAGGCUUUACAGAGCCAAAGAACACAGUAAUGUGGAUCGCUUUAGAGAUGAUGGGGGGGGGGGGGGUGUGUGUGUGGGGUACUGAAAAAUUGCACUCUUCAGAAUGUUUCCAUUAUUUUAUUUUUAUUUUCCAGAACAUUGCUGCAGUGUUCCCUAUUCCUCUCAAUUGAUGAUGUAGAUUUUAUCAUUUGGUUCUAAAAAGGUGGUAUUUUUUUUCAGGAAAAAAAUCAAGCCAUUAUGAAUGUUAACUUUAUUUGUUGCUGGAAACUUUCAGAACUUGUUACGUACCAAUACUCUCAUUCAAAAUACAACAGUGCCUACAUAAAAGUAUUCACCCACUCUUUUGGACUUUCUCAUUUUAAUUAUAUUGUUUUAUAACAUUGAAUCAAAGUGGAUUGUAUGAUCGACUCCUUGACAGGAAUAUUCAGGCAAAAAUGGCCCAUUUCCCCACUUAAUCUGAGCAAACAGAACUCUCAGGACGGAAAUAAACUAGCACUAAAAACAUGUCUCAACAUUUGUAUUUUAAUGGAGUGCAAUUUCAAACAAUUGAUUAAUGUUAGUUUCCCCCCCAACUUAAAUUUUUAGAGGAAGCACCUUUUGCAGCAGUAGCAACUCUUUGUCUAUGUGGAUGUGAAUCAGCUUUGCAUAGAUGCAUCUCCCCUCCACUUCCUGCUCUAAGCUCUAAGCCCAUUCACAUCUGUGCCAUCAUCUUCAGUCUUUCAAUUGGAUCUAUUCUUCUUGUGUUACAUUGACCUAACUGUAGUCUCAAAACAAUCUUGUAUCUCUCCCCUGAGUUCUCGGUAAUGAAAAGUUCUAAACCAGUAAAUACUUGUGUUAUUUGUUGUUUUCUUAAUAGUAUGGUUUUAUUUACAGAAGAGUGUUCUCACUUUAACAUGAAGGAGUCUGUGUUACAUCCACUCUGCUACAGUGUUGCAAACCAAAAUAAAGGUGCAAAGGGAAGUGAAUACUUUUAAUAGGAACUCUAUUGUCAUGUGUACAUCAUUGAAGGUGUCAUUUAUCAAACUUCACUAACAUUUCAAGUACCGGUAGUACACAGAAACCCAUCAGUCUGCGACCGUUUGUGUGGACUGGAUGCCGGUCGUUAUUAUUGGCAGACCAGAUCCCUUUGACAGCAAAGGGUUAACAUUUGAUCUUCACAUUUCAAGCUAAAUCUGACUCUUUUAAAAAAAAAAAAAAAAAAAAAAAAAUUAAAUGUCAUACAUCUUGUCUCUGUGUCUUCUCUCAACCAUUGUUUUAUUUAGGUUUCAUUUUGUUUUUAAUUGUCCUCUCAUCCUUCUGGAGUCCUCUUACGGAUAACUGAAGGAACUAAAUAGUUCUCAUCCAAUUUUUGUUUUGAAAUUUUAAUGGUAUUGACGGUGAUCUCGGCGGGUUACAGUCUGAUGUUUAUCCCAAAAAAAAGUGUGCACUUAAUGUAAAUCUGUCCCUCUGUGUGAGUUUGAGGUCAUGCAUGCACAGUACUGUGUAUGUAUGAGGGUGUGUGUGUGUGUGUGUGUGUUUCUUUGCUUUAACGUGUGCUGUUUUUACUGUUCUGUUGUUGCAUACCAUGAUGUGAUUGCAGCGUGCAUGUUCGUGCCUGUGUGGGGACAUCUUACCAACACCAUGAAUGUAGAUAUUUUUUUUUUCUUCCAAAGGUCUUAAGAAUUUAUUUUCUGCUCUGCUCUGUUGUGUCAUCGGUCACCUGAAAAUGGUCCGAUGACGAGACUUCAUGACUGUCAUUUUGGGUCCAGAGGCAGAUGACAGCUAUUAGUAAUCUGUUAUUGAUGAACUGAUUUUGACCUUUAGGAAUCUUGUCACUGUCUGAAACAAAAACCAGCGUGGACUAUUUAAAUAAUUUGCGGCGGUUUCAAGGAGAGUGAAUGCUGUAAUUAAUCGAUGGGAGUUUGUAAAAGGGACUCGGGGAGUUGAAUUGCAAGAUGAAAUUGGGGUUAAAAAAAAAAAAAAAAAAGAAAAAUUGUAAUUUUUCUGUAAAUACUGUUUUGUAUUGAGUGCUUAUUGUUUCUUGUUAGUGCUUUCAGUUGGCAAAAUCCUCAUCUGUGACUUCUGAGGCCAGAAGUGAGUUUUUUUCACUCACGUGGGGAGAGUUUUUUCGGUUCUAUUCAGCUGUUUUUGUUGUUUCUUCUCUCUGUUCUGUUGGUUUAUAGAGAUAUCUAAGACAGCAAAGCUUUACAGAGUUUGUACUGCUGAUCAUUUGACAAGAUUUGAUGUUUUCUAUAGCUGAGGGUGUUCUUAUGUCCUUGUAGUUCAAGUCUUUGGGCAAAUAAAAAUUAAAAUCUUU
Molecule: messenger RNA, 5617 nt
Organism: Labrus bergylta (ballan wrasse)
Lineage: Eukaryota; Metazoa; Chordata; Actinopteri; Labriformes; Labridae
Gene: ubtf
Product: upstream binding transcription factor
Source: RefSeq, a predicted model, not a curated record